CCAAACCUGCCAUUUAUAUUUUUACGUGAUUUCAGAAUUGGAGAGGCGGAGGGGACUCCUUGAGAGACCACCUAGCUUCGCCCCUGGUUACUAUAUUCUUACCACAAUUUAUAGUCUCAUGCCAAUGAUAACAUCAUAUUCGCUCCCGGCAUUUGGUUGGACAUUUGUUUGCUUUGUUGCCCAUUUUAUGUUAGGUAGUGCUUGUUUGUGAUAUUUCAGGUACUAGUACGUGAAUGAAGACUUAGAAGCAAGUUUCGGUGCAACUGGAGAGCAGAUGGGAUUCGGAGGAUGCAAAGUGGAAAUCCACGGUAUGGGUAGUCAAAUCCACGACCAUGGAUUAGGAGUUCAGAUCAUGCUUUUGAGCAGGAUAAAUCCACGGUUUGGUGUAUGUAUUCCACGACCGGGGAUUGAAAACGAUUGAUCGUGGAAUUCAUACGAGUUCAAUUAACCACGAUGCACCGUUUUGAAGUUCCACGGUCUGGAACUCAAUUCCACGACCGCGUAAUUCGACUAGGGAUUUCCAUUGUCGCGGCUACUAAUCCAAAACUCGGGAUUUUCGCUGGACAUCCAUUUUUCCAAGUUCUGGAACAUCAGGAGAGAUCCCUAGAGAGAGAGAAUGUGACGAAGAACAACCUUGGGGGUGAUUUGAGUUGUCUAAGGACAUUGGAGCUUGAUCUUUCACCCUCGGAGUGUCGGUUCCUAGCUUGGUGAAGAAUUCCAUCCUUCACAUGAUGUUUUGCACUUCAAGCUUUGUGUUUUCUCUACUCUCCAUGGAGUAAACUCUCUUCUCAUAUGGGUUUGUAGAACCCUAGUCGUGUAUGCUAGGAAUGAUUGUAUGGACCCAUUUUCGUAGAUGAUUGACUUUCAUAUAUUCAAGUGAGGCAUUAUUCAGAAUUGCAUGAGUCAUGAUCAAAUUCCUAUGAUUCCUGCUUUAACAUAGAAUGAUAGUAUCUGCAUUGGUUAAAAGAGCAACAUUAAUUGGAAGUAGUGAAUCGUUACUUUAGCCGAGAAGUUGAUUCACUACUCUGUACUGGGAUUGAAAACCAGUAGAGGAAGUUUUGUGUGACAGUGUCCCGGUUAUCUUAUUUUGGUAGAGGUUAGUCGCCUGUCGGGUACUCGAACCGAGAGGGUAUGGAAUUCUUUAGUUGAGACUCCAAACUUAUUAAAAACUUUCUACAGUAUAUCUAUCAAUUGAAAUUAACUUGGGGGAUUACCACCUGAAUUGACUGUAGACUAGGAUAUGACCAUUCUCAUACUUGAAAAACCAGAAGGUUUACUUGCUUUAUGUUUGUCUUUACUUGCAAUCAACUUCACCCGACUUCCACCGCUAUAUAAUAGAAUUGCAUGGAGUAACCAGUAGACCUAGAACAUGGGUUGACAUUUAGAACCUGAAUCCUAUACUGCAUUCCUAGAUUACAAUUAUACUUUGUCGUAGUUUAGUUGUGUCGGUUUUAGCGAGUCAACCAACAUUCUUUAUAUUCCUGGCAUCAUGUACCUUCAAUUUUAGCAACCAUGAUGGUCUAAAAAUGUUUUGAUUGUGAUUCGGGCCCAAAUGUACACAUUUUACUCCUCAUUUCUUAUUCGUUUAGCAUAGUAUUUCAUCGUUCCUCGACAUAUUUCAUGCUAGGUUGUGCUUGUUUUGAUAUGUUUCAGGUCCUAGCACAUGUGAAAGGGUCGAGGUCGAAUUUUGGGAUAAUUGGAGGUCAAAAAGCGCAAAAACCGAAGGAAAGUCCGAAGCGACCGUGACAAUUGCCCCGUAACUGUGAAGUGAAGGCGUCCAAGAAACAACCGCAGUUCACGGUCGGACAAUGCAGUUCAUAGUCUUCUAAGACCGUGAAUAGGAGGCAUGGGCCGUGAACAUCAAGGCGUCCAAGGCCAAAUCCAAAGUUAUUGACGCUAGGCGAGUUCACGAUCUCUAAGACCGUGAACUGGGGCCAUUGACCAUGAACCCAGGAGAAUAAAGCGGCGCAUUUUGGACGACAUUGAGUUCAAGGACGCGUUUAGUUGUUCACGGCCGUGAACUGGCCAACACAUCCGUGAACUGAUCACUUUUGGCAAAUAUGAAAACAACAUCAGGGAGAGAGAAAAGGGAGGUGGUUUGUUGGAGAAGGAACACUUUCUUUCUCUAGGGUUUCAACUCAAAACACCAAAGGGGAGUUCUAGUGAGAGUGAGAGUGAUCUUGGAGCUUAAUUGAAGGCAUUGAUCAAGCUUGGAAGCUAGGAAUCAAGCCUAGAAGAAGAAAAAGAUAUGGAGGUUUCUUUGUAAUCUCCCCUCUCUCUCUAGAAACUCACUCUUUUCUCUUGGGUGUUGUAGAUCCCUAACUAAUACUUUGUAAUUACUUGUUUAGAUGGAAUGAUUGUCAUUGGGUAUUAUUUAAUUCAAUGAUCGAGGUAUUAUUCAUGUUGAUUGUGCAUGCUUGUGCUUAGCAAUCUAAGGGUUGUGCAUGUUUUGUGCUUAGCAUCCUUAGGUUUGUGCAUGUUGGUUCUUAUCAACCUAAGGAUUGUGCAUAAUUGUGCUUAGCAUCCUUAGGUUUGUACAUGCUGGUGCUUUGUAAUCUAAUUAGCCACUUUAACCUAGCUAAGAGAGGAAAAUCCUCCUUCCAAGGGAGACUCAAUCGAGUUGGUUUUCCUUUUGGCUUUUUAAGCCACCUAUCUAGGUUAAUUUAGGGCAAACCUCAAUGUUUAAUUAAGAAAAUUGGUUAAG
Linum trigynum is the source of this 2704-nucleotide messenger RNA. Lineage: Eukaryota; Viridiplantae; Streptophyta; Magnoliopsida; Malpighiales; Linaceae. The record is from the annotation of a GenBank genome assembly.